Lolium rigidum is the source of this 1431-nucleotide messenger RNA. Its product is annotated as coniferyl alcohol acyltransferase-like. Gene Ontology annotation, molecular function: acyltransferase activity, transferring groups other than amino-acyl groups. The transcript has a single exon. The record is from RefSeq and is a predicted model, not a curated record. NCBI's taxonomy places the organism in Eukaryota, Viridiplantae, Streptophyta, Magnoliopsida, Poales, Poaceae. Bases 13 to 1431 code for a protein of 472 amino acids.
ACGAAACCAGAAAUGGCCAAGGAUGAGCGUGUCCGAGUCUUGAGCCGGGGCAUCGUGAAGGCAUCCGGCUUCUCUGUUACAGUCGCACCACGCGUCCUCGCCGUCUCCAACCUCGAUCUGCUACCUCAGAGCAUCCCGGUCUCGCUCUUCUGCGCAUACCGCAAGCCAUCCGCUGGCGAUUUCGGCGACGUGGUCGCAGCCUUCGAGUCCAAACUGCCGUCCCUGCUCGACCAUUUCCUCCCCCUGACCGGCCGCAUCGUCGCCGACCCGCGCUCAGGGCGUCCGGAGGUGCACUGCAACAACCAGGGCGCCGAGCUCGUCGUCGGCGAGGUCCGCGUGGCUCUGGCGAGCCUGGACUUCGGGGAUCUGGGCGCGUCGCUGGCGCGGACCGGCGUCCCCGUCCAGUACGGCGCCGACAUCGCGCUGUCGGUGCAGCUGGUGUCGUUCGCCUGCGGCGGGUUCGCCGUGGCGUGGGGCAGCAACCACGCGAUCGUGGACGGGUACUCGCUGUGCUUGAUGGCCAACGCGUGGUCCCAGCUCGUGCGCUCCGGGACGAUUCCCGCCACCGGGACCCCGAACCACGACCGUUCCGUGUUCCGUCCGCGCGCCACGCCGUCGUACGGCUCCUCGGCCGGGGAGCUGUUCAUGUCGUCGGAGAGUGAGCAUCUCGUCAACGCUCUCACAAACGAGAGCUCCUUCGUCCGUCGCACGUACUACAUCGACGCACGGGACGUCGCUACGCUGAGGACGCAGGCGAGUCGGGAUCGGGAACGGGAAGAUGCGGAUGCGGCCGCCGGCGAGCGCGGUGCGACACGCGUCGAGGCGGUGUCCGCGUACCUGUGGAAGGUCUUUGCCGCCGUUGUGGGCGGGUCCGACGAGAAAUGCCGCAUGGGCUGGUGGGUGGACGGCCGACGGUGUCUCACGGCGGCGGGGUACGAGGCAGCCGCGAUGCGCAACUACGUCGGCAACGUCACGACGUUCGCGGUGGCGGAGGCAAGCGUGGAGGCGAUCCAGCGGCGGCCGCUUCCUGAAGUCGCGUCGAUGGUGCGGGAGUCGAUCAGGUCGACGGCUACGGACGAGCACUUUCAAGAGCUCAUGGACUGGGUGGAGGAGCACAAGGCUGCCAACUACGUCGAGACGGCCACCGUCGGGCUGGGCAGCCCGGUACUGGCUGUGACGUCCUUCACGUCGUUCAGUUUCGACACCGACUUCGGCUUCGGGCACGCCGCGUUGGUGAUGCCAACGUCGGUGAACCGCGGGAGGCUGUGCUGCGGCUUGAUGCGGAUCAUCGCGCUCCCGGGAGGCGAUGGCUGGCUUCUCAGCAUGCGUGUCUGGCCGAAGCUCGCCGCCGCUUUUGACUCCGACGAGCACCGCAUCUUCAAGCCUCUCUCCGCGGAGCAUCUCGGCCUGGGUCAGUACAGCCGGCUCUGA